Messenger RNA from Bicyclus anynana (squinting bush brown), 6251 nucleotides. RefSeq names its product serine/threonine-protein kinase par-1 (gene Sik3). Gene Ontology annotation, cellular component: cytoplasm. Bases 365 to 4891 code for a protein of 1508 amino acids. Gene Ontology annotation, molecular function: tau-protein kinase activity; protein serine/threonine kinase activity; ATP binding. Gene Ontology annotation, biological process: microtubule cytoskeleton organization; intracellular signal transduction; protein phosphorylation. The transcript is spliced from 18 exons. NCBI's taxonomy places the organism in Eukaryota, Metazoa, Arthropoda, Insecta, Lepidoptera, Nymphalidae. The record is from RefSeq and is a predicted model, not a curated record.
AAUCACGCAAAUCUUGUGAAUCGCGUCGUUUUUAAUGUGCGAGCGAUGUUCAACUCGAUCUUUACAAUUUGAUAACAAAUCAGUGAUAAGAUUGUCCACCGUUAUCAUCCGGAGAAUGUCACGAGCGUUAAAACAUAACUACUGAUAAACUAGUAGUAUUGUACUCGAUUUGACCUUGCUCAGUAAAAGUCAACGUACAGUGCGUUUGUUUUUAUUAAUGAAAUGUCAAACGCCGCAGUUGUACUUCCCGAGCGGAAUGACGUGAGCGCAGGCAGCGCCGCCGCGCCAGGACGUCGAACUAACCGCAGUAGCCUGAAGUCCGUCGGGGAGUGCGCGUCGCGGUAGACGGGCCGCGUUGUCUACAAUGGCCAGCAACAUAAAGCCGAUGCACAAGACGAAACACUUCCCGAUAGACCACCUCGUGUGCGUCGGCAACUACGAGCUGGAGAAGACGAUCGGCACGGGCAACUUCGCAGUAGUAAAGCUAGCGACACAUGUUAUUACUAAGAGUAAGGUAGCAAUAAAAAUAAUAGACAAAUCGCGGCUGGACGAAGACAACCUGAAGAAGACGUUCCGCGAGAUCGCCAUCAUGAAGCGUCUGCGCCACCCGCACAUCGUGCGCCUCUACCAGGUGAUGGAGAGCAGUCACACGCUGUACCUGGUCACGGAGUACGCGCCCUGCGGGGAAAUAUUUGAUCACCUGGUGUCGGCGGGGCGCAUGUCGGAGCCGGCGGCGGCGCGCUCGUUCGCGCAGAUGGUGGCGGCGGUGGGCUACUGCCACGCCAGCGGGGUGGUGCACCGCGACCUCAAGGCCGAGAACCUGCUGCUGGACAAGGACAUGAACAUCAAGCUGGCCGACUUCGGCUUCAGCAACGAGUACACGGCGGGCGCGCCGCUGGCCACGUGGUGCGGCAGCCCGCCCUACGCCGCGCCCGAGCUGUUCGAGGGCCGGCAGUACGACGGGCCCAAGGCCGACGUGUGGUCGCUGGGCGUGGUGCUGUACGUGCUGGUGUGCGGCGCGCUGCCCUUCGACGGCGGCACGCUGAGCGAGCUGCGCGCCAGCGUGCUGGGCGGCAAGUUCCGCAUCCCCUACUUCAUGUCGCAGGCGUGCGAGCAGCUCAUCCGCCACAUGCUGGUGCUGGAGCCCGAGCGGCGCCUGUCGCUGCGCGGCGUGGCGCGCCACCGCUGGCUGGCGGCGCACCAGCCGGGGCCGGGCCCGGGCGCGGCGGCGGGCGCCUGCGCGUGCCACCCGCCCGCCGCGCCGGCUGCCGACGCCGCCGCGCGCCACGCCGCCGUGCUGGCGCGCAUGCUGGCGCUGCCCGGCCUCACGCCGCAGCACAUCCAGCAGUCGGUGCAGGAGGAGCGCUUCGACCACGUGGCCGCCAUCUACCACCUGCUCAUGGACAAGCUCGAGCAGAAGGACUGCAGCGCCGACAUGGACCGAGAUUCGCUAGAUUCCACAACGGGGCUCCCCCUAGAUCUCACUAGUUGUAAGAGCAGCGAAGAGGAGCAGAUGGAGGCAGAGGACAGCGGCGAAGGGCUGCAGGUGGCCGGCUACCUCACCGGAGUGCACUCGGCUGACAGUUUCGAAAAGUUCGGCGAGUCGGCGCCGCAGUGCGAGGAGUCGGCCGCGCUGAGUGCGCCGCCGUCGCCGCCCUCGCCGCACGCCGCGCGCCGCCACACCGUGGGGCCCGGCGACUGUCGCCACGCGCAGGCGGGCGAGUUGUCGGCGCGCGCGGUGCCGCUCUGUGCAUCUGCACACUUUAACCAGGCGGGCGGCGAGGCGGGCGGCGGGCCGGCCGAGGUGUCGCUGCUGCCCAACACCAACCUGGCGGCCAAGCUGCCGGCCGUGCAGCACCAGCCGCCGCGCUACUGCAGCGUCAAGCACCACCUGCUCAAGCCGCCCGUCGUCAUGCAGGCGCAGGGCUCGUCGUUCGGGCGGCGCGCGUCGGACGGCGGCGCGCACGUGCGGCGCGUGGAGCCGGCGUGCUGCGGGCCCGCGCCCUCGCACCACGUGUCGGACAGCGGGCCGGCGGCGCGCGACGCGGGCGCGGCGGCCGAGCAGCGCGCCGGCGACGCCGCCUACAACUCCAACCUGUGCAGGUACAUGCUGAACCGCGGCAGCAGCAAGCGCCACACCAUGGCCACGCCCGAGGACGCCGCCGGCGUGUCGGCCGCCUGCACCGCCACCACCAUGGCGAGCAGCUCGCCCUCGUCGUCGGCCAACUCGCGCGUGCGCCGCAGCGGCCUGCUCACCGUCACCGAGCGCCCGCCGGUCAUAAGCCCCGAACUCGUUAUGGAGGUGGAGGCUCGGAUGAACCGGAACUACCUGCCUCGGUCCAUCCAGGGGGGAUACGCCUACCCCGGGCAGCCGGGGUACCAGAGCCCCCCGCCCGGGAACCAGCAGCCGACCGGCCAGGGCUCGAUAACCGCGGGGACGCCGAACUAUUCCAAAAAUUCCAUGAAACCCGUCCUCGAGACGAUACCGCAGGGGAGCAUCAUGGGGUCCGCGGCGCAGGCGGCGACCCCCUACACGCCCGCCGCGUCUCAGUACUCCCCCACGCACGGGGCCGUCGUGCCGCAGAGCGGCUCCAUCGUCAGCGGGACCCCGCUCUGCACGCAGGCGGGCGGCGCCCCCUCCUCCGGCGCGAACGCCCAGUCCUCCGGCUCGAUCGUGUCGGGCACGCCGCUCCCCGCCCCGAGCUAUCAGAUGCAGGGCUCCAUCGUCAGCGGCACGCCCGUCCAGAGCCAGCCGCCCGCGCCCGGCGCCACGGCGCCCGCGGCCCCCGGCGCGGCCGCCCCGCAAGGGUCGAUCGUGUCCGGGACGCCGAUGCACGGCCAGGGGUCGAUCACGGCCGGCACCCCCGUCCAAAGCCAGGGCUCGAUCCCGAGCGGCGCCCCCGGCCAGAACCAAAUGUUCCCAAACCAAGGCUCCACGAGCACCGGGACACCGGUCAGCCAAGGUUCGAUCGUGUCCGGCACCCCCAUGAGCGUGGACCCCAAAGGCUUCCCCACGUUCGGCGUGUACGGGCCGAGCUUCCCCGGCGGCUACCAGGCGGGCCCCCGGCAGCGCAAGUACUCGGGCCCGCAGCGAGUCAAGCUGCAGAUGUUGGCCACGGUGCAGGAGAUGGCGCGCGAACAUGCCGAGCGCUACUCGCCGGUGCGGCGCGCGGAGCAGAGCCCGCCGCGCGCCGCGCACGACCUGGCCUCGGCGCGCAUGGAGUACCAGCAGCUGCAGCGCGGCCUGGAGCGGCGCGGCGGAGCCUCCCCGCCGCACGCCGCGCACGCGCCCGCCGCCUCCGUGCCAGGCUCGCCCGUGCACGCGCCCGCGCUCGAGCUCGGCGCCGCGCCCGACGCCACGCCGCAGGACCUGUCGCUGAAGCUGGGCAUCAACCUGAACAGCCUGUACUCGCCGCAGCUGUCGCAGGAGGUGCUCAAGUCGCUGCACUCGUUCGGCGGCUACGGGCCGGGGCACGCGUCGCCCGCCAGCCCCGGCUCGCCGCUGCACCAGAUCACCGAGGGGCUCAGCUACCUGCACACGGGCUCCAUCACGCGCGGCACGCCGCAGCCCAGCGCCGCGCCGCUGGACCUGCGCAGCGGCGUGGACGCGGACGCCUACCCGCAGCUGCACCCCAUGGUGCACCCGCAGCUGCACGCCGUGGCGCACCGCUCGCUCAACAACUCGCCCAUCUCCAACCCCGGCUCGCCGCUCGACAUGAUCCAGGAGGAGAUCGGCAACGGCUCGCACAACGGGGACGCCAAGUUCGCGGAGCGCGCCUUCCCGCCCUACCCGGCCGCGCAUCCGCAGAUCAGCCUGACGGACUGCCUCGGCUCCGAGAUCACCCUGGUGGCGUCGUCGUCGGAGGACAGCGUGGACAGCUUGGAGAACGCCAAGUACCCUCUCCCGCAGUUCGUCAUCUCUGAGCCGUCGGACCUGGACGACCGGCCGUCCAUCACCAAGGGCAUCGGGCGCAAGGUCAGCCAGGAGGUGGAGCGCGCGCCGGCGGACGCGGACGCGGACAUGCCGUCGCCCAAGGAGAGCGCGGACGAGAGCGGCGCGCGCCUCAGCGAGCGGCUGGCGCGGCGCGGCAGCGACAGGUCGCUGGGCUUCAGCGACGACUCGCUCAGCAACGACUCCGCCAGCGCGUCGCCCAACUGCGAGCAGAACGUGCACUCCAUCUACUCCAACAUCGUGUCCGCCAGCUCGGGCUUCAGCGAGAACCGCGGCAGCUUCUCCGAGCACCGCGAGUCCUUCUCCUUCUCCGACCGCGGCAGCUUCUCCGAGCGCGGCGACUUCGGCCGCUCGUCGCUCUCCGAGCGGAGCGACUUCGGCCGCGGCAGCUUCUCGGAAAAGGGCGAGACGCCGCGCUCGUCCUUCUCCGCGCAGGGCGUCCUCGGGGAGGUGAAGGAGUACUGCGAGGACGUGUACGCGCCGCGCGCCGACGACGGCCGCGACGUCGACCGCCUGCAGCGGUCCACCAUGGACUUGCGGCUGACGGAGAUCUGCAGGCCCGAGGAGCGGCGGAUCCCGAUCCUGCUGAGCCCGCAGAAGGUGUCCUGCGUCCAGGAGUACUACGAGGUGGCGCUGUCCACCGUGUGCUCCCAGCUGGACUCGCACCGAAUAGUCGAGCUGCUGAAGGAGACCAUCAACACGAGGGUUCCGCCGCAGAACAUCUUCGUGGAGACCGGCGACCAGAUGGGCGAGCACGACGACUCCGAGGAGCUGACGGGCUUCCUCAACCUGGAGUACUCCGGCGGGAUCCAAAUAGAGCUGGUGGUGUGCGAGAACAAAGCGAAGGAGAAGAAGGGGCUGAAGAUGCGCCGGAUAUCGGGCGACCAGCGCGAGUACGGCAAGCUGUGCCAGCAGCUCAUCACCAGCCUGACGGUGUAGCGACGACACCGACCGACUCGUGAGCGAGUUCCGAGUUUCAUUCCUGAACGUAGCAAACAAAUUAUUCAAUCGUGUGAUAGAAAAUGAUUUCGUGUACAAAGGUAUUUCUAUUUAGGUAGAAUACAAUCUCAAUCUAUUUUAGACUUUAUGUUCGCGACAUACGGUCCGAGUUAGAUUGGAGCUAGCUAUAUAUUUGUAUAUAGUUCGAACGCUAUAGUUUUGUAAAUUAGAAAGUUUCCAUAUUUUCGUCAGUGUCGUACUGACCGUGUAUAAAUAUUGCAACAUUCGAAACGAGAUAGUUAAGUAAGGAGAAUAGUUUAAUUUAUAUUUUUCAUGGUAGGCGAGCAUUCCGCCAUAUUGGCAGUGCAAAGCCGAAACGGAAGCUUUAGUAGAGCCCAUGCAGUGCGCAGUGUGCAGUGUGCAGCGUGCAGUGCGCAGUGCGUAGUGUGCUACACGGGCUAGAGCUGUAAAUGAGAGGAGAAGACAUGUUGACUUCGCGUUGUUACAUAUUUGUAUAUUAUGUUGAUAAAAAUGUAUUGAAUUUAUUUAUUCCAAAAUAUAUUGUGUUAUACUUAAUAUUCCAUUUUAGGAGUAAUUUAAUUAUAAAUUCGUGUAAAUAUUUUUUACUUUAAGCUAUGACUUUAGAUUGCAUUUUAACUGUGACGAAUUAAAUUUAUAUAUAGAAAACGGUUCGCCUGACGAUUGCGAAUUUAAAAAUCGCGAUGGCGUUUUGUAUAAAUUGUGCCCUUAGUGCUCGCUAGUCCAUGAUGAGUGGUCGCACUCCACCGUGUGAUGUACAGUUCAGUACAGGAUGACAAGCAUCCAUCCUGCACACAAUAACUCGACCCCCCACCCAGCGCUCCAGGGAAGCGUACUACAUAAUAUUAUAGUGAGGGCAUUAUCAAGUCGUCGGCCGUCAAUCAUUUUAGUCUAUACAUUGACCAAGAGUUUUGAUAAUGCCCUGUCUAUAGUACAGCACAGAAUGUAUGUAAAAUAAAUGAUUUCCAUUUUAUUCCUACACUAAGGGUACAGAUGUGACACCAAUUUUGAAGUGUACCAAACGGCGCGCGGUGGGAAUUAGUACGACUCGUCCUCGGAGUAAGAGGAUAUUCUUACUCUGAGGAUGAGUCGUGCAGUAAGCAGUGGCUGUGUGCGUACGGUACGCAGCGGCUGAGUGCGUACGGUACGCAGCGGCAGUGUGCGUACGGUACGCAGCAGCUGAGUGCGUACGGUACGCAGCGCGCACUACGUCUGGUCAUACGGAGUACUUUGCCAUAAGUGUAGUUAGAGCCAUGUUAUUAAAGAUUUAAAUAUCAUGUAAAUAAUAUUUUAAUAAACAAUUCUGAUUCCAUAAUGUUAA